UUAUUAAUUUCUAUUCUCACAUUUGUAAAUUUCCACUUGUAAUAAUUUAAUGUAACCGCAUUAUAUAUUAGUUGUUUUAAUUUUUAAGGGGUUGGUAUAUCUGCUUAGUGAGAGAAUAGAGAAUAACUUCAAGUUCAGAAAGUAAACUCAUAAACUGGUAGCCGUUGACCACGGUCGUAUAUACAGGUCCCGAAACUUCUCAGGAGCACCGUUGACAAAAGUUAAAAUUAAGCAAGCAUACAACCGAAGCUACUAGAAACAAGGAAAUUUAUAAAUAAACAAUAGUCGUUUUUUUGUUGUUGCCGAAAAAUAUAUAGUUAAAAAAAUGAUUCGAUCACUUAGUGUUGAACGAUUAAAAGAAGAAGAAACUAUCGAACUUGAUACAAGAAUGGUUCCAAAAAUUUUAGUAAAUUGUUAUAAUCGAGGUUGUGGUCAAAAGUUUGAUCCAAAUGCAAAUGAAGAAGAAUUGUGUUUUCAUCAUCCCGGUGAGCCAGUAUUUCACGAUGCUUAUAAAGGUUGGUCAUGUUGCAAUAAAAAAUGUACGGAUUUCACGGAAUUCUUGAAUAUCAAGGGAUGCACAAGAUCAUAUCAUUCGGAUGUGAAACCACCUGAACCGGAAAAGCCAAUUGUCGAUAAAUCAAAAGCCCAUGAAGUUAUUGAAGUUCGUGCUCAACCCCUUAAUAUUGGCUCAAAAUUAGAGAGGCCCAAUUUUCAAUUACCAUGUGUAUUAUUAAAACCAAUUGUAUCACCAUCACUUUUAGAACAAUUGAAAGAAUCAACAACAUCUUCACAAUCGUCACUUAAUUCAUCUGAAAUUAGUGUUGGCCAAAAUUGUAAAAAUAAAUCAUGUAAAGGAAUUUAUCAAGGACCUGAAUCCAAUAAAGAAAUUUGCCAUUAUCAUUCGGGUGAGCCAAUUUUUCACGAGGGAUUGAAAUAUUGGUCGUGUUGCCAAAAAAGAACAACGGAUUUUUCUGCAUUUUUGGAACAACCUGGUUGUGUCGAGGGAGAACAUUUAUGGAUUUCAACGGAUACUGGUAACAAAAUUAGCUGCAGAUUAGAUUGGCAUCAAACUGGAUCAUUUGUGUACAUUUCAAUUUAUGCCAAGAAAUAUAAUCCAAAUCAAUCAUCAGUAAAAUUGAAUCCAAUUCAUUUGAUCGUUGAUCUACAUUUUACAGACAAUAGUUCUGCGUACAAUCUUGACACUGAAUUAUUUGGGAUUGUAGACGUUGAAGAAAGUGUCGUAAACAUGCUUCCAUCGAAAGUCGAGAUCAAAUUGAAAAAGAAAGAACCUGGUUCUUGGACAAAAUUGGAAGUUUCUCAAAGGAAAUUAACAGAAUCUAAAGAAUGUCAAGAGAACAGUAAUACUGAAAGAGUAAAUGCCAUAGAUCUCAGUGAUCUUUAAAAAAAUUCUAUAAAUAAUUUUUUUUCACAUUUUCAUAAUUUUUACUUUAUAAAAAAAAAAAAAACAUUCGCUUGAGUUAUAUUUAAUAUUUAGUAAAUUCAAUUAUACGCACAGAGAUUAAUUACUCUGAUAAACGGACAAAAAAUAUUUUCUUACAUUGAUUAUCAAUUUCUUCCAUGAAUUAAAAAUAUCUUGAAAUUUGCUUGAUACUGGUAUUUUUUAAAUAUUCAAAUUUGACACAUAUAUAUGAUGUAUUAAAAUAAAUUUUCAUAUUUCAUUUUUAUAA
Leptopilina boulardi is the source of this 1688-nucleotide messenger RNA. It is a transcript of the gene mora, whose product is annotated as cysteine and histidine-rich domain-containing protein morgana. The transcript has 4 exons. The coding region runs from base 326 to 1402 and encodes 358 amino acids. NCBI's taxonomy places the organism in Eukaryota, Metazoa, Arthropoda, Insecta, Hymenoptera, Figitidae. The record is from RefSeq and is a predicted model, not a curated record.